CACUCCCAGUAAACCAGAUGAUAUUAAUGUUCUUCUUUUCUUUCCUCCUUCAAGGCGUAGGGUAUUAGUGAGAGCUAUUUACAAGCUCCGCAAUGGCUAGUCAUGGUGUUCCGCGCCAGAGCUCAAGGCCGGUUGAGAACAUAGAACAGAAACGCCAGCAGAUCCAAGAGUACCGUGACCUAGACCAUUCAGUUCGCAAAAAGAUUGUAGAACGCUGUUACACACCGGAAACAUUACAAGAGAUAUCCGAACUUUUGAAGAGGAAUCCCGAGUAUUAUUCUGUAUGGAAUUAUCGGCGAGUCAUCCGCCAAGCAGAGUUCUCCCAGGAUACAGCCUCGGACCAGUCGGUUGCGGCUAUCAUCAAGUCUGACCUCGAGUUUCUCUUUCCACUUUUACGAUCCUUUCCAAAGUGCUAUUGGAUUUGGAACUAUCGACUAUGGAUAUUGGAUGAAGCCAAGCGCCUUCUACCCAAAUCUGUCGCGUAUGAGUUCUGGCAGAAAGAGCUCGCGCUCGUUGGUAAAAUGCUUAGUAUGGAUAGUCGAAACUUUCACGGUUGGGGCUAUAGGCGCUUUGUGGUUGCAGCACUGGAAGAUUUCACUGCCCAUGACAGUAAUGCGGAAACUAUGACACAGAGUGAAGUCGACUAUACGAAAAAGAUGAUUGGGGCCAAUCUUUCGAAUUUUUCGGCAUGGCACAAUCGAACGAAGGUAAUAUACAAGCUCCUUGACGAGCAGAAGGCUUCGGAUCAGGAGCGGAAGAAAGUUUUAGACGAAGAAUUAAACUUUGCACACAAAGCUCUUAUCGAUCCCUAUGAUCAAUCAUUAUGGUUCUAUCAUCAGAGCUUGAUGUGCGUGUUUGACCCCUCACUGGCCGCGCGUACCAUGGCACCGAACCUGACGAGCGCCGAGCGUCUGGAAUACGUUCAGGCGGAGAAAGAGGAGAUAAAGGACAUGCUUGAGGAGUGCACGGACUGUAAAUGGAUCUACCAAGCUUUGAUCCAAUGCAAUUUGAUUGCAGCCAAGAUUGAAGGCGCCUUUUCUGAGGUGGAUCGGGCUGAGGUCAUAGGAUGGCUUGGAGUUUUGGUGCAGCUCGAUCCACUGAGAAAAGGACAUUGGGCGGACAUUGAAAAGACGCUCAGGGAAUAAUAUUAAAAUAUGAUUAAACAGGAGAAGUCUAUUAAUACCCAUGGUAUUGGCCUCCAGAUACAUGGUCAACAAUCUAUCUAUGGUCAACACCGUCGAAUAUUAACUGCUCACACGACAGCGCAAUGCCAAGCAGCUCCAAAUAGGGGUGCAUAGUGCAUACUUUGAACAAGCCCCUGGAUCUCAACGGCGUCAGCAGCCAGCUCCACCGCGGCGCAAUGCACACAAACAUUAUUGACGCCAGCCAUGCGGCUGCAUGCAGUGUGUUAGCUAUUCCUAGCAUAUAAACGAUAAUAAGGAUGGCAUAUAUUAUUUUGUA
Messenger RNA from Talaromyces proteolyticus, 1461 nucleotides. RefSeq lists its product as uncharacterized. Gene Ontology annotation, biological process: protein geranylgeranylation. The transcript has 4 exons. Gene Ontology annotation, molecular function: Rab geranylgeranyltransferase activity. Gene Ontology annotation, cellular component: Rab-protein geranylgeranyltransferase complex; cytoplasm. Bases 93 to 1145 code for a protein of 350 amino acids. NCBI's taxonomy places the organism in Eukaryota, Fungi, Ascomycota, Eurotiomycetes, Eurotiales, Trichocomaceae. The record is from RefSeq and is a predicted model, not a curated record.